AUGCUUUUCGAUGGCGAUUUCCAGGGGGAAUGGGCAGAGGAGCGAAACAAACGUACCAUUUUCUACUAAAGAUAGUCACCCGUUAUCGUUAGGUGAACGGAAAUGAUCAAUCUGCUAGCGCGUUGAUAAUCUUCCAAACAUUUCAUGUUCAAUCUCUAUCUCCUACAAUUCCUCGAUCCCUUUCUUUUCACAGGUGAGAGCAAGUUCGUUUUCAUUGGGAAGAACCUGAAAAGGGAAGAGCUUGAGAAGGGCUUUAGAGAUUGCAUCUGCGCGCCGCUUCGGUUCAAAGUAGGCGACAAGGUGCAAGCAAAGGUCAAGGACGGUUGGAAAGACGGCGAGAUUACUAAAGAAUGGGACAACGGAAAGCCUUACCGUAUCAAAAUUCUAGACACCGGAGUGGAGGUCUACGGCCCCUUGGACGACGAUCGCGUCGUCAGAUUGAGACCAGAAUAAAGUGGAUAUUCAUCUUCAGGUUCUGCCACGUACUAACACGUACCUAGCAGACGGCGGUUGCCUCUUCAUAACCUCCAUGACUUCUUCUCUUCUUCAACGACGCAUUCAAGAUCAUUCAUCAUCACAAAGAGGACACAAUCAUAGAUUAAGAUCAGCAUCUAUAGAUACAACAGCGUGCUGCAAUUAGAACUUCUUCAAUGUUGGGAGAAGUAGCUGAAGGAAAAAACCACUAUUGUAGCAGCUCAAAGCAGGCGGAGUGGGAUGAGUCGAAGCGCCACUUCGCUUAUCGCUACGCGUAUCAUGGAGAGUGUAGAGGACGAAGACAUGUGGUAUUCCUCCCGCAUUCGGUGUCGUGGUGCAUUGUUUUUGCACGACUGAUGGAAUCUUUUGACGUAUUUGCAAAGAUCAAUGUUGCAAGAUGAAGUUGAGGGGUCCGUAUAAACAUGAUGGUCGUAGUUGCUUUCGCAUAUUGAUUAGUGUUAGUAGAUCCCUCGUAGAAGUAUGUCCUUCAGCUUCAUCUGAGUAGUUCGAUGUCCCUCCUUGUCGUUGAAGAUUGAUCUCUUGAUUUCUCAUGCAUUAUAGUAGAGUCCAGCACUCUACUUGUUCAUGCAAUUUUUAAUUGGCAUGAUGAGUAGUGAUGUGUUUAGAUUGCUGCUGCAUGAAGACCAACUACUAAGGAUGAAUGGCUACGCAAACAAUUAGAAGUCGAGUUCGAUGAAGACUGUUCCCUGCUUAAUCAUUCAAUACGCUGGAGCUUCUUUUGCAUUUGCUUCCGACCGUCAAGACGCCCAUUCUUGAUAAGGGUUCUCCUCCGAACUGUUCGGAGGUGGACACUGAUGUCAGUCGUGCCGAUCGUAUUACUGUCCACAGG
This is a messenger RNA of Amoebophrya sp. A25, 1324 nucleotides long. The record is from the annotation of a GenBank genome assembly. Lineage: Eukaryota; Dinophyceae; Syndiniales; Amoebophryaceae.